Messenger RNA from Daphnia magna, 1964 nucleotides. Its product is annotated as E3 ubiquitin-protein ligase RNF144A. Gene Ontology annotation, molecular function: ubiquitin conjugating enzyme binding; ubiquitin protein ligase activity; zinc ion binding. Gene Ontology annotation, cellular component: ubiquitin ligase complex; cytoplasm. Bases 413 to 1636 code for a protein of 407 amino acids. NCBI's taxonomy places the organism in Eukaryota, Metazoa, Arthropoda, Branchiopoda, Diplostraca, Daphniidae. The record is from RefSeq and is a predicted model, not a curated record. Gene Ontology annotation, biological process: protein polyubiquitination; ubiquitin-dependent protein catabolic process; positive regulation of proteasomal ubiquitin-dependent protein catabolic process. The transcript is spliced from 10 exons.
GUAUCGUUGGCUGCAUAAAGUCGGCAGUUGGAAAACAAAAUCUUACUUAGUCUGAGUGCGGUGGUUGGAGCCUUAGUUCGUGACUAUAGCGAAUGUAGGUAGAGGGGGAAAGUAGAUUUUUCUGACACACGCGUCUUCUAAUAAGAAGCAUUUCUAAAUUGACAGAUACUGGGAUUUCAUGAGCCAUUUUAUCAAGGACGACUUGCUGAUUCGUUGGACAUCCCCCCAAUCACGCGAUUGUUUUCUCGUUUGUAUAAAUACAGUAAAACCACGCAAGUAAAAUUGCGGCAUAUUCACUGCGUGCUAUGUGGCCUUGGUUUUUAAUUUAAAACAAAAGCAAACAUACAGCAGAGAUUGAAGGAGUGCCCAAGAUAAACCAGAAAUAUUAAUAAAAACCUGUGUGAGAAAUAGAAUGCCAGGGCUCAAUAAAAUCAUUGGCCACCAUCAGUCUUUGAAUUCUAGUAAAACAGAGAAAUCUGAAAAGUGGCAUUGGCCAAGAUGGUUGAAAAAAAGGAAGUCUACUCACAGUUCAAGCCAUUUAGUCCCAAGUGCAAGUAGUGUAGUGGCCCGUGAAUAUGAAGAAGGCAUGCCUAGUCAUUCACAAGGUCUAGUCAGCAAUGAACGUAGUCGAGAUCAGAUGGAGACAAUGGAAGAUAUUCUUCAAGAUGAUUUGGUAUGUCUUCUUUGUCUUCAGGUCCCUAAUGAGUGGUUCACCAUAGAAACCUGUGGUUGUAAGUUUUGUCAGCAGUGCAUGGAAAUGUACGCUCAUUGCAGCAUCAGAAGUGGAAAUGUCCCUAUCAGUUGUCCAGAUGCUCACUGUUCCUUAAAUGAUCAAAGCAAAAAUAAGCAGGGGGGGUCCAGUCAACUAUCACGCAAUGAAGUAAGGCAGCUGGUGCCAAAUGAUGUUUUCCCACUUUACCUGAGACUGCAACUGAACACUGAGGUCGCAGUAGAUCCCAGGUUGAUGUGGUGCCCACGCCCUGGUUGUGAAACCGUAUGUACUUUAACCGACGACGUGUCUCAAAAAAAGACAAAGCGAAAAUUUUUCGGCAUGUUUACUAUUUCCCGCAAUCAACGCAACCAAGUGGUCGUAUGCUCCUCCUGUCAAUUUUCUUUCUGCUCCCAAUGCAAAACUCCCUGGCACAUCGACACACCAUGUCCGUCUCUUAGCCGACUUCUGUCAGAUCCCAACAAAAACGCUCAGGAUCCGGAUGACCCGAUCGUGUUGUUGGAACGUGAUGGUCACAUUAAGCGAUGCCCAUUUUGCCAGGUUCCAAUUGAACGAGACGAUGGAUGCGCUCAGAUGAUGUGCAAAAAUUGCCGCCAUGUUUUCUGUUGGUUCUGCUUAGCUUCUCUCGAUGACGAUUUUAUGUUGCGACAUUAUGACUCAGGCCCGUGCCGAAGUCGUUUGGGCCAUUCUAGAAUCUCGGUUGUCUGGCAUCGGACUCAGGUGGUUUCUGCAUUUUUAGGACUAGGUGUUUUGUUUCUCGUGACUUCGCCUCUACUAUUGUUAGCUUCGCCGUGUUUUUUCUGUUGGCGCCAUCAUUCCCAGCAGACAGAUUCAUCAUCAGUUCGCAGCAAUUUAGAUUCUACCACUGCCAAAUUUGUCCCAUCAUCGACUCAGGAGCAUCUAUGACGAUUUCUUAUUUUUCGAAACGAGGAAAAUGAAGAAAUAUUGAUGGGUGACAUGAAGUUCAUUUUUUUUUCUCAAUAUGUUUGGUACAUUCAACAAUUAAUCUUCUUGACUUUUCGUCCAUAAGUAAAUCGGUUACACGUCGAUAUAGUAAGGUUUUGAACAGUGAUACGUACUUUUGACGUGCUCAAUUCCUAGCGUGAUUUGUGUCGCAUUUAUACCGACACUUAAGUUCUCAUAAUUUUUUCGUGCAAAGUUUUGCUUAUCAUUGCCAUUGUAAAUGACGCUGUGCAAAAUUAAUCAAGAUUAAAAUAAACGUAUGCUGGUUAUA